GUGACAUGGGAUUCUGCUAAUGACCCACAAAACCCAAAGAACUGGUCUAUGAAGAGGAAAUGGGCCGCGUUAACCAUUGUUGCUUUCUUUACUAUAGUAUCGCCUAUCACUUCUUCCAUGAUCGCCCCCGCUCUCAGCCAUAUAACCGCUGAUUUCCGGAUCAAAAAUGAAGUGCAAUCACAACUCACGCUGUCUAUCUUCGUCCUUGCACAAGCCAUCGGCCCACUGUGCCUUGGACCACUUUCUGAGAUUUAUGGACGAACAAUUGUGCUACAGUUAUCCAAUUUGUUCUUUGUGGUCUGGAACCUGGGAUGCGGGUUUUCUCAGACUCCAGCACAACUAAUGGUUUGUCGUUUCUUCAGUGGUCUAGGCGGGUCCGGACCGCUAGCUAUCGGUGGGGGUAUUUUAAGCGAUUGUUUCCUUCCUGAACAGCGUGGACGAGCAGUAUCGAUUUAUUCGCUGGGACCCCUUCUGGGACCAGCCGUUGGACCUAUUCUUGGUGGUUUUAUCUCCCAGAACACUUCAUGGCGAUGGUAUUUCCAUGCAACAACAAUUUUCGCCGCAAUGGUGCAGUUUUGUGGAUUCUUCUUCCUGCAAGAGACAUAUGCGCCUAGGCUUCUCCAGUUGAAGCGAGACAAGCUACGCAAAGAAACUGGUAACCAAGAACUUCGCACAACAUUCGACACUCCCGAUCGGACUGUUGUAACCAUAAUCAAAACGGCGUUGAAGAGGCCAUUCAAACUGCUGGGCACGCAGCCCAUAGUCCAAGUACUGGCAUGCUACAUGGCCUAUCUCUUCGGGCUGAUGUACCUCAUGCUUUCCACCUUCCCCAUCUUAUGGGUUGAUCGUUAUGGCAUGUCCAUUAGUACCGGAUCCUUAAAUUACCUCUCCAUAGGUAUCGGAUUCUUUGUCGGUACACAAAUUACUUCACUUCUUAUCGAUGCACUAUAUUGCCGUCUGAAGUUCCGCAAUAACGGUAUCGUGAGACCUGAAUUUCGCGUCCCUAUGUUGGUACCUGCAUCACUUGUGAUCCCUGCAGGUCUCUUCUGGUACGGGUGGAGUGCGCAAGUCCGCAUGCAUUGGAUUGUGCCUAAUGCUGGCGCUGCGAUCUUUUCUGCAGGCAUGGUAAUGGCGUUUCAAUGUAUCAAUGGGUAUCUGAUUGACUCUUACACGCGGUAUGCAGCGAGUGCCAUUGCUGCAGCGACAGUGUUAAGGAGUCUAGCUGGAUUUGGUUUCCCGUUGUUCGCACCGGCUAUAUACAAGUGGUUAGACUUUGGAUGGGGUAAUAGUGUACUUGGCUUCAUCGCAAUAGGGCUAGGUGUCCCGGCACCAUUCAUGCUGUGGAGAUUUGGCGAGAAGUUGAGAAGUCUAAGUAGAUUUGCGGCUGGCUAA
Bipolaris maydis ATCC 48331 is the source of this 1392-nucleotide messenger RNA. Its product is annotated as major facilitator superfamily domain-containing protein. The record is from RefSeq and is a predicted model, not a curated record. NCBI's taxonomy places the organism in Eukaryota, Fungi, Ascomycota, Dothideomycetes, Pleosporales, Pleosporaceae. Gene Ontology annotation, biological process: transmembrane transport. Gene Ontology annotation, molecular function: transmembrane transporter activity.